This is a messenger RNA of Pangasianodon hypophthalmus (striped catfish), 8531 nucleotides long. RefSeq names its product MAM domain containing 2a (gene mamdc2a). Lineage: Eukaryota; Metazoa; Chordata; Actinopteri; Siluriformes; Pangasiidae. The record is from RefSeq and is a predicted model, not a curated record. Gene Ontology annotation, biological process: nervous system development. The transcript has 15 exons. Bases 5767 to 7704 code for a protein of 645 amino acids. Gene Ontology annotation, cellular component: membrane.
AUUCCAGUCAAAUGCCCACGUAGGCACAGCAGAAUGAAAUGCGGCUCUUUAUGUUCUGAGAUCCUUCAUGUCCAUCACUGUGCUGUGCGAAUCACUGACAGAUGGCCCUCCUCUUUCCAGCUGCAGACAGCAUGCCCACGACGCGCACUCCUCCAUCCAGACCAUGCACACUGCAGCUGAAGCCGUCACUCUGCAGGACACAAGGAGGGCUCCAGUGAGCACUGAACAUCCCAGCGCAGCUUUUCUUUCCCUGUCUGAUCUCUCCGAUCAUAUCUGAUAGUCAGUCGGAAUCAGUGGAUGUAUGCCAUGCGCCUUCUUCAUCUCUCAACUCUGCUGGUGGUGGUGCUGGUUGCCAGGGCGUACCAGCAUUUGUUGCCUGGAUCCUGCAGCUUCGAGAGUGGCACAUGUGGGUACACUUCGGAACCGGGGCAUGCUACCUGGACUUUGAACCAUGAAGGUACUCAAGGUUCUUGUGGUCUGUGUAUACAAUCAAGAGGUAUUCUGCAAGUUCCAACCAUUCGUUAAAGUGCCAGUUUAAUAGUCUAUUGCUGAUGUCAUAAUUCCUUUCUCUCAGUGUGAGCUUCUGUAGGUGUGAGGCUUUGGAGUACGUGAGCAGAGAGAGAAUGGCUCCCACCAUUAACCUCAAUUAUAAAGGGCAGACUAGGGCCUGGAUGUUUCAGGAUGGGUGCUGUGGUAAAGGAUUGCUUAAGGAUGACUUGUUUGUGUGGUUAUUCCACGCAAAUUUCUUUGAGCUUCCUUUGAGAAGUGAUGUAAUUGGUGCAGCAAUGGCAAUAAAGUUUCUAAUGAGGCAUCUGCCUUUACAUUAGAAUCAUCCAUAAUCACACUUUCUUUACUUACACUGUAAUCCAGGAAUGUGACUUGCGGCACAUGGAUUGCACACUUUUUAAAUCAAGUCACCUUUAUUUAUAUAGCACAUUUAAAAGACAACAAGUGCCAGCCAAAGUGCUGUACAUCAUCAGUUUCAGCUUUAUCAAAAAGACAGUUAUUCAUUAGCCUGUGAAGGACCCUUUUUUGACAUGGUUAAUAUGCUGUUCCAAGAAAUCGAAAUAUAUUAAUAUGUCAUCAAUGUAGACGAUUGUAAACUUGCCUAACAUGCCCCCAAGGACAUCAUUAACAAAAGGCUUGAACACAGAAGGAGAAUUGACCAAGCCAUUUGGCAUUACGAGAAAUUCAUUGUGGCUUGAGGUGGUGCUAAAUGCUGUUUUCCAUUCCUCCUCUUCACAGAUUUUGUUCAAGGUUACUAAAAUGGUGGCUGCUUUAUGGCAGUAGGCACUAGGGGUAAUGAGUAUGUAACUGUGGUUCAGGCCACAGUAGUGAAUGGAGGAACUCCAUUCUUCUGUAUGAAGAAAAACCCAGUGGAUGCUGGUGACAUGGAAAGGAUGAUGUAACCCUGCUGUAGGGCCUCAGAGAUGUACUCUUCCAUGGCUUUAUUUUCAGUGGGGGAUUACUGAAUAUACCUAGGCAGUACCUAGGCCAACCAAUCAUAAGGAUAAUGUGGAGGCAUGGUGCAUGCUUUAGAUUUACGAAAGUCUUCCUUAUACUCACAGUAGUACUCAGGACUGGAGACUGACUGACUUUGGGACUAGUGUUAAUGAGUGCUAUAACAGAGAACAUGCUGCCUGAAUGAUGGACUACAACUGUUAUGCAAAAUGGUUUGCGCAAAAUAGCGCAGGGCAUACUCACCACGUUCCUUGUCCAGACACUGUCCAUGUUGUUGAGUCUCUCCGGAUGUGGGUCACGUCAAACAUUGAUCACUGUGGUAGGAAGGCUCUCCACAGUAGAAACAAAGACCUCCUUCUAAACUGUUCUGACCCUCUUCGGAGGUUAGUCUGGUGUGGGAAGUGUGCACGGGCUCUGUGGUCUGAAAAUGUCUUUUUCUGCAAUGACUGAAUCAGGGCUUAAUUCCUGUCUCAAUGAGCAGCAUCUCUUAAUGGAAGGCCAGGCCAAUGAAAGCAUCCAAAUACACAUGGCUGUCCCUGCAAGCCAGUUCUGUGACUACACCUCUUCUUAAAUCUUGGUAGAAAGCAGCAACUGGAGCAGGUUCAUUCUGCUUGUUUCCCAGAGCCAGCAUGUGGAACUCCACUGAAUAUUCUCCUGUAGUUCACUCCCCAUUUUUGAGGUUCAGGAGAUGUUCCCAUGUUUCCUUGCUUCCUUGGCUCUGAAAUAUUUUGUUGAAUCGAUCAUAAGACUGCAGACAAACACGACUGGUCUGCUCUACUUUUCCCAUGAGCAGUACCACCUUUGACUUGAUCUCGUGACAAGAAGUACCACAAACACUGUAAUAAAAAGUCUUGAAAUUUGGAUGGAUCUCCAUCAUACUUAUUGGUCUGGACAUGGAAACAUGAAGUGGGAAUCGUUGCUCAUUCGGAACUGCCAACUGUAGUAACUGAUUAGUGAGAUUCCCUAAUGUAGCGUAGAUGGCAGGGAUCUGCUGCUGUUGUUCAUGGCCUACAAGGCCUUGAGCUGUGAGAGCCUGAUGGAGUUUGUUGAAACCUGCUAGGUCCAUUUUAUCAGUGAAGCCUUCUGUCAUGAAGACAGAUGGACAUAUUCAGGAGCAGGUUUUGGCUUGUAUUAAAAAGACAACAAGGGUAAAUGAACUAAAAGGGCUAGGGAAUACUUAAAAUCUUGGGGAGUAGGUCAGGUGAUCAGCAAACUGGAAUGAAGUAGACUUGGACAACACACAGGACAAUGCACUGUGACCUGUUUGCUGAAUGGGAACAUGUAAAUUGGAGUUUGCUUGACAGGGCAUUGCAGAAAUGGAAUUGACACUUGGACCACGUUGGGUUGUGUAGGUUUGUGCAGCAGGCUUUUGUGGUCAGUUGUGUGGGUCGUGUGUUGUAAAGUGUUAGGAACAUCUGAUCUAAAUGUGUCUGAAAAUCAUAAGUUCGUACCAACACUCUAAGAAAAGAAGGUACCAUAUAGCUUCUUAAAUAGCUUUUAUUCCUCUGAGAGAAGGCUUAAGGGUUCUAUCAGAAAAGAAGGUACCGAGUGGAAUCUCUUUGGAAAGCUAAAACCAUUAAGCAUCCAAAGAAUGAGGAAACUUUUUUUUUUAAGAGUUGUAGUUCAAAAUGUGAAGUAUUGGCCAAAAGAACAUGUAAAUAAAGAUAGUGCUAAUCUGUCAGCGGCUUUUAUUUCCAAAAAAGUUUUAGCAAAAUCUUUGCUGGAUAUAGAACACGUAAAUAAAGAUAGUUCUAGUCUGUAGGUGGCUUUUAUUUCCAGUGAAGUCUUGGAAAAGACUUUGUUUUCAACUUGAAAUUAAUCAUUUAUUAUUUUAACAAAACAUAGCUAGUCAAGUUUGUAGCAAACUGGCUACAACUCCAGCCAGAGUACCCAAACCCAGUCAACAGUAUAAAAAAUGUGUCUCUUUGUCGCCUGUAUGGUAUCAUUUAACCACUGGAACAUUUGGAGGCCUUCUACUUUUGACUAACAGCCCAUCAUUAUGAUAAGGACAAGAAUACAGACAAAAAUAAUAUAGUCCAAUAGAUCACAGUGUACCCAUCAUAUGUUACAAAAUCUUAACAUGCAUAAAAAUGUGCAUUAAAAUAAAACAAGAACAUGGGCUUUCAAUAGCCAUGACUGAACAGCCACUAAUGAAAACAACUCAGCGUUUAGCUGGCGGACAAAACCGUCACACAACCAUCCAGAAGGCUGAUAAACGAUCAACCACUAGAAAAACUGUUUAGGCUUCUCCUUGCACUCUGCUCAUGAUGUAUCUCAGUCUUUCAGAAGGUCUGAAGUGACAUUUUUCCCCUUGAAUUAGUCCUUCCUAAUGCAACUCAAAAUGUGAUUGUUUGAGCCCGCUGGUGUUUCUAAUUACUGUAUGUUGGCACUUUAUCAGAUUCCAUGAGACCUUCUGUCUAGCACCUGAAGUUCUGUGGUCCCAGUUAAGGGAUAAACAAACUAUGAUGCUGUGAUGAGCUUGUGUCUCCAGUACCUUUUGAAUAUUCAGCAUCUUCCCCUGGUUCCAACAAACUACGCUAUCUGACAUCUUGAUCGAGUGAUAGAUAACUUCCAAGAAAUUCUCCAUUUUAAAUUCAAAUUGAGCUAUUUGGAACUGGGCCUGUAUGUAAGCUGGGUGUCCUGACAUCUUGUUUAUAACCUGUUUUUGUAAUUGAAUCCCAUCUGUGUUUUGUCAUGUAGUGUGUCCAAAAACAGCAGCUUGUUCUUUAAUUUGUUAGGCAAGACUGUAUUCAAAACAUAGAUUUUCCUCUUUAUUGCUCUUGUGCCAAAAGAUCGUGCUAUUGUAAAAAGCAGCUGGUAUUAAGAUGUGUAGCCUGGACCGUUGUGUAAUGGAGACAGAGACUUUACAAGUGGAGAAGUGAUGCAAGGACAUGAGCACAUCAGAAUCACCUCAUAACAGGCCUUUUUGGCCUACGCCAGGCGGUCAUAACCACCCCAAAUGCCAAAAAAUGUCACUCCCUCUAGUUUUGGAUAUGGUGCGGAUGUGCCACAUUUCCCUCAAUGUGUAGCUAAAUAUUAGCAUAAACCCAGACUGGAUUGUGACUGUUUAGUUUCCUGGGCAACUCCAGCACCAACCAUGUGAUGGAAAUACCCACCAUUUAUUUUGAGUGCAGUUAAAAGCACACGCCUACAGCGUGAAGCAGUUUUUUUCCCCCUAUAAAUACAGUUUACAAAUCCAGGGUGCUUUUCCCAGUGGAGGAAUGAGACUUUCACCAUCAACAAGGACUUGAGUACCAUCACUGAAGAUACAUAUGGUGGACUGGAGGUCCUUGAAGCUGUUGGUCUGGGAAAAAUGAUACAUUUGAAAAAAAGCUUGAAAGUGGCCAUACUAACCUGCCCUGAUUUCUUGAGACACUUUCAAACAGCUGCAGAAAUCAUUUGUAAGCAUGUUAAGAUGUCCUAUGAUUUUCAUUAACCUCUUUUCAACAUUUUUUUUUUUUUUUUUCCCAAAAGAGCGAUUGGGGCAGAAAGGGUACUUUGGUCUUAAUCUCCUGCUUUACUAUGACAUUGAGCUACAACAGUUAGAGUGAGUGUGUGAUUGUUGUGGGGAAUCUGAAUGAAUAAUUGCUUUUAGUUAUUGUGAUGGGACAGGAGUGUUAGGAGUGUUAGGAGUGUGCACAACGAUCCCCAGUCACUCUAGAUCAGGAAAGCACUGAACCAGAUUAUCCCAUUAUCCCUGGGAUACUCCUUACCACUACUCCAUGUGCAUUUCAUUGAACUCUGUCUACAAAUGACAUCACCUCCUACUUGGCGUCUAGACUGGGUGUCUGGUGGUCAGGAGUUCCUUAUUUGAUGACUUGGGAACUUUUGGACCAUGAAAUUGCUUACACUCAGUGAAACUGCUGCAUAAUAACUGCUAGUUUUUUGUUUUUUUUGUCCCGCUGAAUCUCACCAUGUGUAUUUUUACUAGGCACUGAAAUGCUGCUCAGGGCACAGACAGAUGCUAACUAAGUACCUCUUUUUCCACAAUUAAAGUGGUGCCUAAAACACAAUACACUGAGAAAAAAGUACUGUGCAGGAACAUUUUGUGUUUGAGGUACAAACACCUGGUCAAACGUGCAGCAAUGUACCUCAGGGUUCAUUGGUGUACAGGUAUGAUUUAAUUGAUCAAACAGUCAGUUCAGGAGAAGGUUUAAAACUUAAAAAUGUCCUGUCUGAAGGUCUGGUAUUUGCUCAUGAGCUAAAUAAGAAAAAUCCUAAGAGUCAAGCUGAGGUGAAGGAGAAGCACCUAGUUUUACAACAGUACAUGCGAAGAAGAAGAAGAAGAAAAAGAAAUAGGUUUUGAUGGCAUCUGGAAUGAAUAACUUUCACCAGACAUCUAGAGGUCGCUUCAUAACUGCAGACUCCACACUUAUGGAUGAGGCCGACAAGGCCAUUUUGGUGAGCCCUGAACUUGAAAUAUUUGACUGGAGCUGCUUACGUCUGGUGUACCAAAUUGCCGGGGCAGGCUCACUUCAUGUUCACUUGCGUCUUGAUGGAGAGAACUUCGACCACCUGCUAUGGACGAUGGACAAACCCUCGGACAGCUGGUUAAUAGCCAGUGUAGACCUCCGCAACUUUUCCAAAGCCUACCAGCUUUUAAUGGAUGCCAGGCCCAACAAAGGGACAGGAAACAGCAUUGCUAUCUUUGAAAUUCAUAUCAUACCUGGUUACUGUAUAGACUGUAACUUUGAGGAAGAUCAUUUGUGUGGUUACCGAAACCAGUGGAACCCUAAUGUGAACUGGUUAAUGGGAGGAAGCCUCACUCGAGACCCUCAGUCCAACCUUCCAUAUGAAAACACCAUGCACAGUGACAGAGGUCGCUACCUGUAUGUCAGCUCACUUUACACCAAGGAGUUCCAAGAGGUGGCGAAACUCGUGUCUCCAAUGAUCACUGUUCCCAUGUCUGGCUGCUUGUCCUUCUACUACCAGAGGAACCAAUCCAGGGGCAACUUCUUCUCUGUGUUCACCAGAGACCAGCUGGGCCACUACGAAGAGAUUUGGAGGCCGGAUGUGUAUGCAACGUCCACCUGGAAACUAGUGCAGGUGGACAUUAAGGUGCACCAUCCUUCAGAGGUGGUGUAUGAGGUAGCGUUCAACAGUCCUAGGGGCGGCUAUGUAGCUGUGGAUGACAUCGCCUUUUCUCCUGACUUCUGCCACAAUGUAACACAGCCCACCUUUGACCCCUCUGUGGCUAACUGUGAUUUUGAGGAGAAUCUGUGUCGGUACUAUCAGGAGCAAUUCGGAGGCGCCGUGUGGAACAGAGUGUCUGUGAGACCAAACGUUUACAGGAUCGGAGACCACACUAAUGGCGAGGGCUGGUUCCUCCUGGCCAACACUCGUUUCAAAUCUCGCAUGGGUUAUGUGAGCCGCCUGCAUGGGCCCUUUCUUCCAGGGAACCACAAAUACUGUCUCAGGUUCUAUUACGCCCUGCACGGCUUAAGGAAGAUUGAAAACACCCUGGCCCUGUAUGUCUAUGAUGAGCAGAAUGUAGCUCAGGCUAAGAUCUGGACAGUGUCUGAGAGCUCCAGAGAUGUCUGGACGGAGGUGGACGUUACAUAUCAGAGGCCAAUGCCAACUAAGAUUGUGUUCGUCAGUAUCUGCAGAAGCUUCUGGGACUGUGGGCUUGUAGCUCUGGAUGACAUCAAGGUCACUCUUGGGGACUGUAGCAUCACGGCAGGUCCUUUGCGACCACCACCAGGACACUGUUACUUUGAGACAGGAGACUGUGGAUAUACUCAGGAAAAAAAGAGUAAAAAAGCACACUGGUUACGGAACAGGGGACCGACACCCACAUCCUACACAGGGCCCAGGGGGGACCAUACCUUAGGGGUAGGGUACUACAUGUAUAUUGAGGCAUCCAACAUGUUGCCAGGACACUCAGCACGGUUGGUGACCUCAGAGCUACGGGGUUCCUUCAGGACACAGUGCGUAACCUUCUACUACCACAUGUAUGGUACGGGAACAGGUGUCCUCAACGUCCUGCUGCGACAGAAGGGCAAAGUCAAAGAGACACUGCUGUGGAGCCGACAAGGAGAACAGAGUAUCUCCUGGAUGAAGGCUACUGUGGAUUACGACUGCUUUACCAAGCACAAUAUUAUAUUUGAAGCCAUCAGAGGCCCUUCACUAAGAAGCGACAUUGCUAUUGAUGACAUUGUUUUCCAAAAGGGACCAUGCGAAGAUCUUGGAGACAGCUUUUCUUACUCAGGCUUCUCUGAGGACUUCAAUGAAAUUGAGUACUGAGCAAGGCACUGGAAUAUUCUGUGUUUGCAUCUGUUUGUUGCUAUGCAUGACCAAACUGAGAGCCACAUUUCAUUGGUUUUCUUAGUGGAAUGCAUUCAUGGACAUAAUAUUGCCAGUAUUUUUAGAUGUCACAAGGACAGUUAUUUUAUCUAGAUUCUUAAGUUAGAAAUGCUUUUUGUAUUUUAAAGGAGCGGUUUGUAAUUUUUCCAACCCUCUGCUUGCCUGCAAGACAAAAUUGCAACUGAAAUGCAAACAUUGACAAGCCCUUAUCCUCGCUGUUGAAACUAUAUAUGCCUUGUGAGCUGCAUUUUAAGGCUGAACAGCUCCAUAAGGGAAAAGUUAUUUUCCAGGCCGGAAAAAAAUUAAAACAGAAAUCGGUGAGAUCUGUUCCUUGGCACUGGUGUGGAUCAGUUUUUCUAAGGUAACUUUGAAAGGAGGUGAUUAUUAGAUCUAGAAGCACUUUCAUAUAUCGCAAACUGCACCUUUAAUAGAUUUUCUUCAUUGACAUCACCCAGCAUUUUGCCUUUAGUUUUUUUUUUUUAUGCUGAAGUGAAAGGUUUGAUUAUGUUUGAAUAUCAUAAACACUUAAAGAACAAUAAUACUAACUUUUUGUUGACACUGUAUUUAUGCCAAACAAAACUAUAUUGUGAUGUAUUGUAUUGUUUGUAUGGUCACUGAUCAUGUCAGGUCAUUUUAUUUUGAUUAACAGCUUCAAACUUCAGAAUCUGUACCUUUUGUAUCAUUUUACAGUUUGCUUUUGAUAAGUUAAUGAGUUGUAUGUUUUUUACGGUAUUAUAUCAAAUGAAUAAACACUGUUUGAUACGGGA